This is a messenger RNA of Podospora pseudocomata, 789 nucleotides long. RefSeq lists its product as uncharacterized. The transcript has 3 exons. Bases 589 to 789 code for a protein of 66 amino acids. NCBI's taxonomy places the organism in Eukaryota, Fungi, Ascomycota, Sordariomycetes, Sordariales, Podosporaceae. The record is from RefSeq and is a predicted model, not a curated record.
GAUUGCAGCUUUGCACCUUCCUUGUUUCUGUCGAGCUUCUUGGGAGGUUGGCUCUUUCACAUGGUCAGCAUCAACAGCACCCAAGGACUGCUGCCUGAUUUUGAUGCCUGAUUGGGUGCUAGCCGACCAAGCAAGCAAUUGUAAAUGCACUCACUGGCAGCAACUAAAGUUUAGUGGGGGAGACUGCCAAUAAUGAAACACAGCAAGAAGAGGCUACUGCGAACAUUUACAUCUUCCGUCUCCUAAUUCCUGCCGGCGAUUCCGUUUCCACUUUCGACGUCACUGAUGCUCCAUUUGUUGAGCGACCGAGUCAACGACGACAGCGAAUAGCUGCAGCCGUCAGCCAUCGCGAGGCUGUGUUGCGACCGUCCUAUCGAGCCGAUUCCUGAUUGGACCCCAAGACGAAAGGCCGCAAGACAUGCAGCACUGCGGGCUCGUCAAGCCAGCCUGGUUGGCCCGCUCCCGAGCCCCGUCGGUCAAAACUCCGUUUGUCCCCGCAUGCCGCGUCCCAGAGCUCCCCGGUCGGCAUCCAAAGACCACUAGGGCUCCAUCGUGCCAUCAUCACCAUGGGCCCGGCGCCGGCAAAGGAUGAUUAGGGUUCCCGAAAAGAUCGUGCCGCGCAGUGGGGUGUUGGCGAUGAGUUUGAAGUUCUUGCGGUGGAUACGAGCCACAUACAGUAGCAACCAGCAACGGGAAGGGGACCGAAGGGAUUAUGGGACCUCGUUUGGGCGGCCCUUUCGUAUGCUGUCCGUCCUCACCGUCCCCAGCCGCCUUUUCGACAUUUGGUGA